Molecule: messenger RNA, 2278 nt
Organism: Cuscuta campestris
Lineage: Eukaryota; Viridiplantae; Streptophyta; Magnoliopsida; Solanales; Convolvulaceae
Source: the annotation of a GenBank genome assembly
UAUCUGUAUAUAUAUAUAUAUAUACCUGGGUCAAUUGAUUCUCCUCACAAUUCCCCCCUGAGUUUUUACGGAGCGGAUUCGCCGAUCCCGCGCAAUUCAUCAAGCUCAGUUGUGAAUUCAUUGGGAACCAUGGCAACUGGACAACUUUUUUCCAAGACCACCCAGGCAUUGUUUUAUAACUUCAAGCAACUUCCCAUCCAACGGAUGCUUGAUUUCGAUUUCCUUUGUGGGAGAGAAACGCCUUCUGUUGCUGGAAUCAUAAAUCCUGGUUCAGAGGGAUUCCAAAAGCUCUUCUUCGGUCAGGAGGAGAUUGCAAUCCCAGUACAUUCAACCAUUGAAGCCGCAUCCGCUGCUCAUCCUACAGCUGAUGUAUUCAUUAACUUUGCAUCAUUUAGAAGUGCUGCCGCUUCCUCCAUGGCUGCUCUCAAACAGCCAACUAUCAGAGUUGUGGCAAUCAUAGCUGAAGGUGUGCCUGAGUCAGACACCAAACAGUUGAUAGCUUAUGCAAAGGCAAACAACAAGGUUGUUAUUGGUCCAGCUACAGUUGGAGGAAUUCAAGCUGGUGCGUUUAGAAUUGGUGACACUGCUGGAACAAUUGACAAUAUUAUUCAAUGCAAGCUGUACAGACCUGGAUCUGUUGGAUUUGUCUCCAAAUCAGGCGGCAUGUCAAAUGAAAUGUACAAUACCAUAGCCAGAGUGACAGAUGGAAUCUAUGAAGGUAUUGCAAUAGGAGGAGAUGUGUUUCCUGGCUCAACGCUAUCUGAUCAUGUUCUGCGAUUUAACAAUAUUCCACAGGUAAAACUGAUAGUUGUUCUUGGGGAACUUGGUGGAAGGGAUGAAUACUCCUUAGUUGAAGCCCUCAAACAAGGAAAGAUUAAUAAGCCUGUGGUUGCUUGGGUCAGUGGUACUUGUGCAAGGCUCUUCAAGUCUGAAGUUCAGUUUGGUCAUGCGGGAGCAAAAAGUGGUGGUGAAUUAGAAUCUGCACAAGCAAAGAAUCAAGCCCUACAAGAUGCUGGAGCAGUGGUCCCCACCUCAUACGAAGCUUUUGAAGGAGCAAUCAAAGAAACAUUUCAGAAAUUGGUCGAUGCAGGAAAGAUUGCUCCCCUGAAGGAAGUGACACCUCCACAAAUUCCUGAGGAUCUUAACACUGCAAUUAAGAGUGGGAAAGUUCGAGCUCCUACACAUAUUAUUUCUACUAUCUCAGAUGAUAGAGGUGAAGAGCCAUGCUACGCUGGUGUUGCAAUGUCCUCUAUUAUUGAACAAGGAUUAGGUGUGGGUGAUGUCAUUUCCCUAUUGUGGUUCAAACGUAGCCUUCCUCGUUACUGUGCACGCUUUAUUGAGAUUUGCAUCAUGUUGUGUGCUGAUCAUGGACCUUGUGUAUCUGGGGCCCACAACACCAUUGUAACUGCCAGGGCAGGAAAAGAUCUAGUGUCCAGCCUUGUUUCUGGGUUGCUAACUAUUGGUCCUCGUUUUGGUGGUGCUAUUGAUGAUGCGGCUCGGUACUUCAAAGAUGCUUAUGACCGGGGCCUUACACCUUAUGAAUUUGUGGAAAGCAUGAAGAAGAAAGGCAUUCGGGUGCCAGGAAUUGUUUUUCCUAUAUUUUGUUCUGAGUUUUGCCUCUUCGGCCUGUAUGCAAUGUAUGUAUAUAGGAUAAAGAGAGGUGACAACAGAGACAAGAGAGUGGAACUGCUACAGCGAUACGCCCGCGAAAACUUCCCAUCUGUCAAGUACAUGGAGUACGCGGUCGAGGUUGAAACCUACACACUCUCCAAGGCAAACAACCUCGUCCUCAAUGUCGACGGUGCCAUCGGAUCGCUCUUCUUGGAUCUCUUAGCUGGUAGUGGGAUGUUCACUAAGCCCGAGAUCGACGAGAUUGUCGGGAUCGGUUACCUCAAUGGGCUUUUUGUCCUCGCCCGCUCCAUCGGUCUCAUCGGGCACACAUUUGACCAGAAGAGAUUGAAGCAGCCCCUAUACCGCCACCCGUGGGAAGACGUUCUCUACACCAAGUGAAAACCCUUUUGUUUCAAUCUUCUCAUCAUUGAUUCCAGUUUUUAAUGUCAUCCACGCAUGAAUUGAAUUAUGUGACUUUUAUGAUAUACACCUCAAUUUUUUUUUUGUGACAUUAUUAUGGAGGAUAUAAUUUUUUUUAUAUAUUAUAUUUUGCACUUAAUUAUAUGACUUCUUCUGGGGUUGAACAUCUGGAAAUUUUGGUCUUAAUGGAGUUUAAAGAAAAAUAUUGAAAAGUGAAAAAAUAUAUAAUUAAAUACGGGAGAAAUUU